AUGUCCAUGAACAAUGCCCUCAAGCUAUUUUGGCCGUCGCAUUGCUCAUCACCAAAGUUCCAUCGUCGUCCAGGUUACAUUAUAGGCUGGUUGACAAAGCCUGCCACAGCAUGCGUAGCUGCCAUUAUACCCGACAUUGAGCUAUGCGAUCUACAACGCACCCUAUCAGAGUUCUGUGCUUCUGGAGAAUACUCUGAAUUCGCUCAUAUCAACAAAGUAUGCAAGCUGCCACCUCGAAUACUCGGCACCCUUAGUGCCGAUCUACCAACUGCUUCUACUCGUCGACCUCCUUCCUCCAUGUCCUCAAUGGGUAAAGAUCCCUGGAUCACGGUGGUUCUUGAUGAUGGCUAUGUCCCUGUACCAGUAUCUAUUAGCCAUCAAGGCAAAGUCGUUGAUCUUGCCAGCUAUGAAGUCAUCUUUUAUCAACAACCCAAUCCAAAGCAUCUUCAGUUCCUUGCCCUCGAUCCACUUGAACUCGACAUCUCACACCGACCACUACCUCAUCACGACCAGAAGGAUACCGCCACCAUGGAGAAUUUGAACAAGAUCUUGGGUUACAGCGAACGAAUUGUUGGAGCACCACCACCCGAGUCCUAUGAUUUAUUAUCGGUCCUUGUUCAGAUCAAUUCAUCCUAUUAUCUGGAAAAGGGCAUUCAAAAAUCAUUGACCGAGAAGCGCAAACAAUGCAUGAGCAAAUGGGAACGAUUACAAAGCGGCAUCCAAAGUAUACUCUACCGCCUAUGGACCUGGAUGAUACUGCAACCAGCUAGCUGGCUAGCGUUGACAUUCACAAAAAUGACGCUUGGGCCGUUUCGGUGUUGUUUAUUCGUAUGCUUGUUUGCUGCAGAGGUGACUUUGCACUUGCUCAAUAUGCGGCUACCAAAGUUCUUGUUGAAUGCAGUGACGAUCAAGGAUCUCUCAACAGCAGGUCAGCAAGUGGAUUUAAGGUUACAACAGCUGCAUUUCUGGCCAUAUCAGUAUUCAAUGCUACGAAAACGAAAUUGGGCUAAUACUGCCGAGACGAGAGCAUACUAUAUCAGCUUUUACAAUAGCAUGUGGCUCGUUGCUAAUGAUAUCAUUAUUGGCUUGGCAAUUGGCUCAUUCCUCACGACGAACCGAUACAUCAUGUCCUACUUGCUGCAUAAGCUAUUACAUGAAUACACGGUUGAAUCCUUGCAAUCCAUGAUGUUGUGGUUCCUGGAAUCCCCUGCUGGUCUCAAGCUUAAUCACGAAUUGGGCAAUUUCCUAAGCGAGCUAUUCUUGUGGCUGAUACGUCUUUGGACCGGUUGCAUGCAAGGCAUCAAGCCUCUGACACCACAAAUCAUCCAUGUGAUUGGAUUAUCAGGCAUAUUUGGCGUAUCCAUGAUCAUUUCAUUGUUGUCUGAUUUACUGGCGUUCAUGACAUUGCACGUAUACUGCUUCUACAUGGUGGCCGCACGUAUCUUUAAUUGGCAGCUGAUGAUCCUUUAUUCAUUGUUUAAUCUUUUCCGAGGCAAGAAAAGGAAUAUGCUUCGAAACCGGAUUGAUGCUUGCGAUUAUGAUCUUGAUCAGCUGCUCCUUGGAACAUGUCUAUUUACAUUACUCACAUUCUUGUUUCCCACCGUGCUCAUUUAUUACAUCACGUUUGCAUUGGGAAGAGUGGGUGUCAUCUUUUUACAAGCCAUCAUGGAAACGUUACUUGCCUUUUUCAACCAUUUCCCAUUAUUUGCCAUUAUGCUUCGUGUCAAGGAUCCCGAUCGGUUGCCAGGAGGUUUAAAGUUUGAUAUCUUUGAGCACGAUUACUUUUCAAAAAAGUAUCAUCGUUUAUGGUACUUUAUCCACGGUAUGAUGCGAUGGCGACGACGACAACAGCAUGGGCAUAAAGCGUCUGGCAAGACAUCAGCAGGGGAUCGACAUCAUCAUCAUCAUCGGGGGAAUAGCAGGAAAAGGUCUUCACGUGGAGCUCGUCCCAAAUCAGUACGCUUCAAGACUUCCAACAAAGAGGGUACAAUGAUCACAAGUAGUGCCGCCACUCACGGUGUCGUAGACAGCAGACAUGGUUCCUAUCUUUGGAUGUGGAACUCGCCGAUACCAUUUGGUGCAAUAUUCUUUCAGUACAUGUUGCUAUGGAAACGGUUGAGCGCCCAUUACUUUUCAUUCUACUACUUUAAAUGUUUCUUGUAUGGUGAGCCAAUUAAACCGGUACCCAAGUUACAGUAUCCUAUGUUACCGGAACGACGGCUGUCGCUGGCGGCAGAAUGGGAACGACUUAAGGCUAACUUGUUUCAAUCAAUAUCAUCCAACCAUCAACAUUAUAAAGUUACCUAA
Lichtheimia ornata is the source of this 2307-nucleotide messenger RNA. RefSeq lists its product as uncharacterized. Gene Ontology annotation, cellular component: endoplasmic reticulum; membrane. NCBI's taxonomy places the organism in Eukaryota, Fungi, Mucoromycota, Mucoromycetes, Mucorales, Lichtheimiaceae. Bases 1 to 2307 code for a protein of 768 amino acids. The record is from RefSeq and is a predicted model, not a curated record. The transcript has 15 exons. Gene Ontology annotation, biological process: GPI anchor biosynthetic process.